Anisakis simplex (herring worm) is the source of this 909-nucleotide messenger RNA. The record is from the annotation of a GenBank genome assembly. Lineage: Eukaryota; Metazoa; Nematoda; Chromadorea; Rhabditida; Anisakidae.
AUGCGUGAACCGUUUGGAGUUGUGGCUGCGAUCGGCGUUUGGAAUUACCCAAUGCAGACGGCAUCCUGGAAAAUAGCACCAGCUCUGAUAUGCGGCAAUGCCGUCGUCUAUAAGCCAUCGCCACUGGCCCCGUUGACUUCCCUCGUGCUCGCACUCAUCCUGCAAAGUGCUGGCUUACCCGAUGGAAUCUUAUCGAUUGUUCAGGGUGAUGGCGAAACAGGUAGGAUGUUAUGCGAGCAUAAAGGCGUUGAUAAGGUGACAUUUACGGGUAGUUCGACGACGGGUUCAAAGGUGCUGACUGCGUGCUCUCGGUACGGCAGUCUGAAGCCGGCGACGAUGGAAUUGGGUGGUAAGAGUUCGUGCAUUGUGUUCCCGGAUGCGGAUCUUGAAGUUGCAGUNAAUGGAGCAUUAAUGGCCAACUUCUUCAGUCAAGGUGAAGUGUGUUCGAAUGCAUCCAAAAUACUGGUUCAUGAUUUAUUACUCCCUGAAUUUCGUGAACGCAUUUUCGCAGCGACAAAUGCCAUCAAAGUGGGUGAUCCAUUAGACGAAAGCACGCGAAUGGGUGCGUUAAUAUCGGAGGAGCAUCUGAAUAAAGUUAAAGGUUUGAUCGAUGAGGCCAGACAACAGGGUGCAACAGUAUUGUGUGGAGGGGAACGGAUGACAGUGCAGGGACUGGAAGGAGGUUAUUAUCUGUCACCAGCGAUUAUCGAGAAUGUUCGUACGGAUAUGCGAAUUUAUCAAGAGGAAAUAUUCGGACCUGUGCUAAUGUUGAUACCGUUCGAGACGUUGGAGGAAGCAAUUCAGAUUGCAAACGACACACCGUAUGGUCUUGCAGCUGGAAUUUUCACUAAGUUUGUCUUGUUGUCUCUUUUUUUCAUUUGUUUAACAUGUUACCUCGUGUCGAUGUAG